Dacryopinax primogenitus is the source of this 819-nucleotide messenger RNA. RefSeq names its product RNI-like protein. Bases 61 to 711 code for a protein of 216 amino acids. Lineage: Eukaryota; Fungi; Basidiomycota; Dacrymycetes; Dacrymycetales; Dacrymycetaceae. The record is from RefSeq and is a predicted model, not a curated record. Gene Ontology annotation, molecular function: protein binding. The transcript has 3 exons.
CCAUGCACUGCAUGGUCUGGCGUAACCUGCGAUGCAGCAGGUCGAGUGACCCAAUUGACGAUGACGUUCCCGGCUGUACCGCAGACCCUGUCGGAAGACUCCAUGAGCGGCUUCGUUGCAUUGCAGGGUCUGCAAAUCACGGGGAAUGGGCAGGUGCCGGCUGGCUCACUUCCACAGAGUCUUCUCCAACUCAGCGGACUCGUGACUCUUCAACUGCAGACAACAGGUUUCGGCCCAUUGCCGGACAAUGCGUUCGACGCCCUUAAGUCACUGCAGUGGCUCACUCUGGCGGGUAAUUCUAACCUCGGGCAGACACUGCCGAGUUCAAUCACCGAACUUCCUUUGACUUCCCUUAUCGUCAACGGCCAGAACCUGGAGAUGAAUCUUGCGACCCUGCUCUCACCAACGGCGUCUUUUGCGACUACUCUGCAAAUGCUGGAUCUAUCCGUAAACGCCCUCUCUUCCUCCUUCCCGAGUUCCCUCGCCGCUUUCACUUCCCUCGUUGACAUCAACCUAUCGAGUAACGAUCUGACCUCUCUACCGCCCACCCUACCGACCUCGCUCAGAGUGCUAGAUUUGCAUAUGAACACAGCGCUGAAGGGAACCCUGCCAAGUCAGGUGUGUACGAUGGGUUUGCAGAGCUGCAACUUCAAGGAAACAGCUGUAACGACCAGUGGCAGCUGCGGGGUAUGUCAGUUUGGAUCGACUUAGUUGUAGUUCCAGGGAUGAUAUCGGUACGGACCUCAUGAUUUAUCGUUGGACUUCGAGCGCAUACACGAUUAAUUCACCAUAUACACUGGACUAUCCAUUUGUGUUAUC